CGAGGAGGUCGACCUGGUUGGGUAUAUUGUUAGCAAUGGGAUUCUCAAUAUCCAUUACUAACAAUCCCUUUCCCCCCGGCAAACAAGUAUUCAGCCCGUCUGACGGUAAACAGUCACUGUAAUCCGUGGACAAGUUUACUAAAUUAGACUUUUCGUCCAAUUUUAUAUUUUGAAUUUAGAAAUUAUUUUUUUCUUGGUCGGCUCGAUACGAUAUUAUAUCGAUAGUGCGUCAUGCGAACCAAUUAUUUUACUAAACUUAGGACCUGCGCAAUUGAUGCAUUUCCUCCCCAAAAUUGCGAUUAUUUUUAUUCAUCGAAACUGGCAACAAUGGACCGUUUCAAAUUUCGAACGAAAUUUGCGUUUUUGCAUAAAAUGUCUGCUUGGGAUGGCGCGUGCGCACAUUAAAACGAGCGUUACAACAACCAAUGAGGACGCUGGAAGAUUAUAAGAAACUUCAGAGCUGUCUUCAAUCUUAACCGUCAAUGUGACCUCCGCAAUCGACGAGCAACUACGUAUAAAAAAAUAUUAAUAACAUUGUUGUGCUGUAAAUGUGGUUACUGCUUUCAUAAUUUGAAGUGCUGUGUUUAUAGACAAUAUUUUGUGUGUGUACAUUGGUGACAAAGUGACGGAAGGAAUCAAGGCGCCCGCACAGGACAUCAUAUGAUAGCCCACGACAAGACGGUCGCCGCUCCUCCCCACAUACUCCAUGAGCUGGCUCCAGUAGACCGACUGCUUAUCACUAAGCGUCUCCGAGUAAAGAGUGUACUCUUCCUCAGGGGCAUAAAGAACAGGUUCUUCAUCAGAACACCCGAACAAGAGCUCGUCUACACAGUCGAGGAGGAGAAUAGUUGGUGGGUUGGCUACAUUUGCUACGGCCUCCGUCCACUGCAGCUCAAGGUCACAAACAGGGAAGGUGCGGAGGUCAUGAGGAUAAACAGGCCUUACGCGUGCACGGCCAGGGUGCUGCCCUGCCAGCUGCAGCGCAUCGAGGUGUUCGCACCGCCCGGACAUCUCGUGGGGACAAUAGAACAGCAGUGGGCCGCAGUCAGACCACUGUACCUCGUUAAGGAUGUGGACGGGAUCAAUAUGUUCUGGAUACGAGGUCCAUACAUCACCCUGAGCUUAUUCAGAGAUGUCCAGUUCACCAUCAUGAGACCAGACGGCAGCGCGACCGGCGCCACCUGCAAACGCUGGCAAGGUCUCACCCACGCGCUGUUCCUAGCACCGGUUACUGACAGAUUCGGCGUAGCAUUUGAAAGGAAACUGAUGGUGGAAGAGAAGGCGUUGCUCCUGGCGGCUACUCUACUCAUGGAUUAUAUGUACUAUGAUGUUUGAUGUUAAUAUACUGUGCAAGUGAAUUUUAAAUGGUAUUUUCUUUUAAAAAUAUUUGGACAGAGAGAACAGAGUGCUUUAUAAAAUUACAAGAGUAUGUUUCUUUUUAUACAAGUUAGAAUGGCAAAAGCUGACUGCCCACCUGAUGGAAAAUGGUAACGUCGCCUAUAGACAUUCGCCUAUGAUACCCCUCAUGCGUUGCCAUUCCUGUAACUCAUAUUGUUUCAUCCACUCUCAAAGUGCCCCUAAAAAGUAGUUUUUUUUUUUUUAUGGAUGAUAAUGGAAUGGUAACCCCGCCUGCGCUAUCGGUAUAUGCUGGCGAAGCACCAGUGAAAGAUGACAGGUGAGGAUGAAUAUAGGUCAGUUAGCCCAUCCUGACGAAUUCAACUAGAAUUAACCAAGAUGGUUUCGAAGGGAAAUCACGUGGAGGUCGACCUGAAAAGGCAUAUAUAUGCUAG
Messenger RNA from Galleria mellonella (greater wax moth), 1790 nucleotides. Its product is annotated as phospholipid scramblase family member 5-like. The record is from RefSeq and is a predicted model, not a curated record. Gene Ontology annotation, cellular component: plasma membrane. Bases 661 to 1335 code for a protein of 224 amino acids. The transcript is spliced from 6 exons. Gene Ontology annotation, biological process: plasma membrane phospholipid scrambling. Gene Ontology annotation, molecular function: phospholipid scramblase activity. Lineage: Eukaryota; Metazoa; Arthropoda; Insecta; Lepidoptera; Pyralidae.